UGACGGAAGUUCCCAGGGAAGAAGAGAGGAGCAGCGAUGGUGCGGGUGAAGAGGAGGUAUUUACUGUGUGAAGUCAACGUGUCGAAGCGGAGCGACCUGCUGCAGCUGGAUGACCGGGCUGUGGCGACGGCGGUGCGGGCAGCGGUGGCUCUCACACACGGGGACUAUGGAGCAGCUCACUGCCUCAUCGGCUUCUCUGUGAAAUAUCUGAACGCUCAUACUGGAAUGGUAUUUCUACGUUUCCCCAAAAGUUGUUACAAACUCCUCUGGUCUGCAUUGCCUUUCAUAACAAGUAUUGAAGCUCGUGGCAAGAAAAUUCCAUGUUUUCUAAACUGUGUGCAUGUGGGAGGAACAAUUAGGACAUUUCAGAAGUUUCUGAUCCGAUACAACACCCAACAGCUCCACAGAAUGCUCCCUAAAUGUAAAGAUGAAGAGGAAAAACAACAGGUUCGUGAAGCAAUUCUUCAAUGCAACCUACCAGGAGGAAAGAAGGAGGCUUCUGAGGACGAGUUAGAGAGUGAAGAAGAUGAAGAAGAGUGACAUCACAGCAUGCAGUCAAAGAUGGCAGCUUCUUCCAAGAGACUAACUUUGAAUAUUUUUAUAAAGAACUAACGGGAGGGAAGAAAUGCAACUGUGGAAACAUGGUUUACUGCUGCUCUUCGGUGGGUUUUGACCCAAUGAAAACUGACUUCAACAGAGGAAAACGUUAAGUUAUGUUUGUCACAUUGAAAAUGUGGGUUUGCAGGUUGGCCUGAUGGUCGUCAUGAAUAUAAUUUCACAGCAAGGUCUUGUUUAAUGCUACGUCAAUACUAUUUAAACAAAAAUUAUCAACAUCCACACACUAGUGUUUUAACUAAGUUUAAAACAAAAAAAUUGUGUGAAUGUAGCCUAAUGCUGAUACUGAAUUUGCAUCUAAUUUAUUUUGGAUAACUUUAAAUUAUUAGAUUUGCAUCGCAAAAUAAGACCAUGAUCGAAUCCUGGAGAAACUGGUUAGGAGACACUUUUCAGGUUUCAAUGAAUUUGUUUUGUACUUUUUUACUCUUUUGUUUAUUUUGUUUUGAAAAAAUAAAUUCAUAACAUUGUUGGUAUA
Limanda limanda (common dab) is the source of this 1090-nucleotide messenger RNA. RefSeq names its product POP5 homolog, ribonuclease P/MRP subunit (gene pop5). Gene Ontology annotation, molecular function: ribonuclease P RNA binding. The record is from RefSeq and is a predicted model, not a curated record. The transcript is spliced from 5 exons. Gene Ontology annotation, cellular component: ribonuclease P complex. Bases 37 to 540 code for a protein of 167 amino acids. Gene Ontology annotation, biological process: tRNA 5'-leader removal. NCBI's taxonomy places the organism in Eukaryota, Metazoa, Chordata, Actinopteri, Pleuronectiformes, Pleuronectidae.